This is a messenger RNA of Anolis sagrei ordinatus, 2211 nucleotides long. It is a transcript of the gene SLC6A11, whose product is annotated as solute carrier family 6 member 11. Gene Ontology annotation, molecular function: gamma-aminobutyric acid:sodium:chloride symporter activity. Gene Ontology annotation, biological process: sodium ion transmembrane transport. Gene Ontology annotation, cellular component: plasma membrane. The record is from RefSeq and is a predicted model, not a curated record. Lineage: Eukaryota; Metazoa; Chordata; Lepidosauria; Squamata; Anolidae.
CCGUUGGCUGCCUCCGGGGGAAGGCUAAGCAGGCGCCCAUUUCCUCCUGCCCGCUUUGGCCGCCUCGCCAGCAUCCUCCGCCAGCCUUUGCAGCGGGCAAGGAAGGCGAGGCGAGGAGAGGAGAGGAGCCCCUGCAGAUCCCCAGCCUCGCCGCCCUCCUCCUCCUCCGUUUUCGGCGCAACAGGACGAAGAGUGGCGGCUCGGAGGCCAGGCGCGCGCCAGCAGCAGCAGCCCCGUCUCUUCUCCUGCCUCCGCUGAAAGGGCAGCGUCCUUGGCUGGGAAGAGCCAUGACCGCGGAAAAGACCAUCCCCAUCAUCAACGGGAAGCCGGAGGAUGCCCUGGACCCCGAAGCCUCCAGCACCACCUUGGUCCACAGCAACGACAAGAAGGUGCACGAGCGGGGCCACUGGAACAACAAGGUGGAGUUUGUGCUCUCCGUGGCCGGGGAGAUCAUCGGGCUGGGCAACGUCUGGCGCUUCCCCUACCUCUGCUACAAAAAUGGAGGAGGUGCUUUUCUCAUACCCUACGUGGUUUUCUUUAUUUGCUGUGGAAUACCAGUGUUUUUCCUGGAAACUGCAUUGGGACAAUUCACGAGUGAAGGAGGAAUUACUUGCUGGAGAAAAGUGUGCCCAUUGUUUGAAGGUAUUGGAUAUGCUACCCAGGUUAUUGAGGCACACUUGAAUGUUUAUUACAUCAUCAUUCUAGCAUGGGCUAUCUUUUAUCUGUUCAACUGCUUUACUACUGAGCUUCCUUGGGCAACCUGUGGACAUGAAUGGAAUACUGAGCAUUGUGUGGAAUUUCAAAAACUUAACAUGAGCAAUUGCACUCAACAACAUUUGAAGAAUGCUACUUCUCCAGUCAUGGAAUUUUGGGAACGCAGAGUGCUGGCCAUAUCAAAUGGGAUUGAACACAUUGGAAAUCUUCGUUGGGAGCUGGCGCUCUGUCUACUGGCUGCCUGGACUAUCUGCUACUUUUGCAUUUGGAAAGGAACAAAGUCAACUGGCAAGGUUGUAUAUGUAACUGCUACAUUUCCUUACAUCAUGCUUUUGAUUCUGCUAAUUCGAGGAGUAACACUACCUGGAGCUUCUGAAGGGAUAAAAUUCUACUUGUACCCUGACUUAUCUCGACUUUCCGACCCUCAGGUCUGGGUGGAUGCUGGAACACAGAUCUUUUUCUCUUAUGCCAUCUGUCUGGGAUGCUUGACAGCCCUAGGGAGCUACAACAACUAUAAUAAUAACUGUUACAGAGACUGCAUUAUGUUGUGUUGUUUGAACAGCGGCACAAGCUUUGUUGCUGGUUUUGCCAUCUUUUCUGUCCUUGGCUUUAUGGCAUUUGAACAGGGGGUACCCAUAGCAGAAGUUGCAGAAUCAGGGCCUGGACUAGCUUUUAUUGCUUAUCCAAAAGCUGUGACAAUGAUGCCUCUUUCUCCAUUAUGGGCAACAUUAUUUUUCAUGAUGCUCAUAUUCCUUGGAUUAGACAGUCAGUUUGUGUGCGUUGAAAGUCUUGUGACAGCUGUAGUGGAUAUGUAUCCGAAGGUUUUCCGGAGGGGAUACAGACGAGAACUGUUGAUUCUUGCUCUUUCAAUCGUGUCCUUUUUCCUUGGUCUAAUAAUGUUAACAGAGGGUGGAAUGUAUGUUUUCCAGUUGUUUGACUCCUAUGCAGCCAGUGGGAUGUGCCUUCUCUUUGUUGCCAUAUUUGAAUGUGUUUGUAUCGGCUGGUUUUAUGGAAGUGAUCGUUUUUAUGACAACAUUGAAGAUAUGAUCGGUUACAGACCACUGCCAUUGAUUAAAUGGUGCUGGAAGUUGCUCACGCCUGGAAUCUGUGCCGGAAUAUUCAUCUUUUUCUUGGUGAAAUACAAGCCACUGAAGUACAACAACAUAUAUACGUAUCCAGAUUGGGGCUAUGGUAUUGGAUGGAUGAUGGCUCUUUCCUCAAUGGUUUGCAUUCCUUUGUGGAUCUGUAUUCAGCUGUGGAAGACAGAAGGAACCAUCUUAGAGAGAUUCAGAAAAUUGAUUGUGGCCAGCCCAGACCUGAAAAUGAGAGGAAAGCUUGGAGCUGGCUUAUAUGCUGCUACAGUAAAUGACUAUGAUGCCAAACUGAAAGGUGAUGGCAACAUUUCAGCCAUCACAGAAAAAGAGACGCACUUCUGAAAGAACUUUAUUUUGAUUAUUUUUGUAUAAAUAAAGUAAAUAAAAGAAAUACUUCACUUAA